AUGCUCGAGGGACUUGUGUCGACACUGCUGAAUCGGUUUCUGGGCAUGUAUGUCCAGAACUUCGACCCAAAGCAGCUAAAUGUCGGCAUCUGGUCUGGAGACGUCAAACUCCGCGACCUCGAGUUACGUCGCGAAGCCCUUGACCAACUGCGUUUGCCGCUAAACGUUAUCGAAGGCCAUCUUGGCUCUUUGACACUAUCGAUUCCCUGGUCAAAUCUGCGUGGCAAGCCGUUGAAGGUCAGCAUUGAAGAUGUCUUCCUGCUGGCAGCGCCAAAGGAGGAUGCAGACUACGAUGCUGAUGAGGAGGAGAGGCGCGCCCACGCUGUUAAAAUGGAGAAGCUUGAUAGUGCAGAACUGCUAAAAGAGAGAAACACUGAGGGCAUGAGUCCCGAGGAACAACAAAAGAAUCAAAGCUUUACCGCGAGCUUGGUCACCGCCAUUGUCGAUAACGUCCAGGUUACCGUCAAGAACAUUCACAUCCGCUAUGAGGACUCAAUAUCCGAUCCCGGCCACCCCUUCGCCCUCGGUCUCACACUUGCAGACUUCAGCGCUAUCAGCACUGACGAGAACUGGAAACCUACCUUCAUCCAAGAUGCCAAGCUCAUUGGUACUGGUAAGGGCAACCAGAGCAGCGAUGAGCAAAAAAUCGAUCGAUCAGACUUCAUAGAGCAGGCACGAAGCAUGAUUGCUAGAGGCGACAACCCUGAUCUAGGUGACCAUCAGUUCAUCCUCAAGCCCAUUAGUGGGCGUGCUGGUUUGGAGAUGGAUAAGACUGGAAAAACGGAUCGUGCUAAGAUGAAGGCUCGACUGUUGUUCGAUGAACUCGGUUUCAUCAUUGACGAAGAUCAGUACCGCGAUGCACUAAUGUUGGUCGACUUGUUUCACUACUUCAUUCGCCACCAAGAGUACAAGAAACUGCAACCAAAAUCUUCGCCCAAAGAAGACCCCGCUGGCUGGCUCCGAUUCGCGGGUAAUGCUGUACUCGAUAAGAUCCACGAGAAGAACCGCAAAUGGAGCUGGGGAUAUUUCAAAGAGCGGCGCGAUGACAGGAUACGAUACAUUGAGCUUUUCAAGAAGAAGAAGCGCGAAGAGAGGCUUGAUGCUACCGAGACAGAUGAUCUGGACAGAUUGGAGCGGAAGCUUUCGUACGAGGAUCUUCGCUUCUGGCGCUCGCUCGCCCGUAACCAGCUACGCAAAGAGAAUGUUGGUGUCAAGAAGCCGCCGCCCAAACAAACUUGGACGUCUUGGGUCUGGGGAAGUAAGCCAGAGGAGCAGCAAGAAGACGACAACACUCAGAUGAACGAGCAACAACGAAAAGAGCUGUACGACGCCAUUGACUGGGAUGAGAAAAAGGCCAUUGCUGAGUCGGUGGAUAUGCCCCGUGAGUACGUCAAGUUAGAAGUCAACAUGAGCCUACGAACAGGCAGCUUUACACUCAAGCGCGACCCACAUGGCAAGGGAAACGAGAUACUUCGACUUCUUUUCGACUCGUUCAGUACACAACUGCUGCAGCGUACGGAUUCGACGUUUGUCAAGGUGGCCCUUGAAGGUAUGCGUUUGUACGAUGGUACUACUGAGGGUAGUCUCUUUCCGCAAAUCAUCACGGUCAAGGACGCACCGCCAGUUCCUGACGACAAGCGAAUUGAAGAACUUAACGACGACGAGUCGCCCAAGGAUAUGGAGGCCGAGGAUGGCGAAGAGGAAGAGAAGGAAGAUCCAUUCUUCUUUCUGACCUUCGAAAACAAUCCACUCGACGGAGCAGCCGACACGAAUCUCACCAUGAAUUUGAAGAGCAUGGAGUUUGUUUACAAUCCUAGGUUCGUGGUGGAGGUUGCCAAGUUCUUCAAGCCUCCAGAGAGGCAUAUGGAGUCCAUUGGUGCACUCAUGGAGACAGCUGGAGCAACUGUUGAAGGCAUCCGACAACAAACCCGUGCAGGCUUGGAGUUCGCCCUUGCUGAACACAAGACUAUCAACGCCCAACUGAACCUGCAAGCCCCACUCAUCAUUGUUCCUGACUCGGUUACCAAGGAAUCAAGCAACUGUCUCAUCCUUGAUGCAGGUCAUAUGAGCGUCACUAGUGAGCUUGUUGACAAGGAAACCCUUCGUGACAUUCAAGCGAAACAGAAGCAGCAGUACACAGAGGAAGAUUUCCGGAGGUUGGAGAAUCUAAUGUACGACAAAUUCAACCUGAAGCUGGAGUCAACGCAAGUACUCAUAGGACCGUCCAUUGAGGAAACACGUGCGCAGUUGGAGCAAGAUUCAAGCGUGAAGAACUAUCAUAUCGUCGACCGUAUCAACAUUGAUUUCAAGAUCGAAAUAUGCAUCGUCCCAAAAGCAUCAGAUCUGACAAAAUUCCGCGUCUCUGGAAAUCUGCCCGUACUUCACGCAUCGGUUUCGGACUCCAAGUACAAGAAUUUGAUGAAACUGAUUGAUGUGGCCAUACCCAAGUUUGGGGAUGAUAGUGCAAGUAAACCAGUAGUCGAAGGAGCAAAGGGUCCGUCAAACCUGAAACCCAAGAAUGAGGCCAAGUCUGAAGCAGAUCCUCUCGGGCGAUCACGUUCAAGGUCUUUCGCAUUUGCUGCGCAAGAGCAUGAGCUUGUCAUGGAAGAGGAUAGCCACAGUGAUACCGAGGAGCAAUUCUCGGACGCGCAGGAGUCCAAAGGAGACAAGCGGAACGUGCAUUUACAUCAGCGUAACUUUGAGUUCAAAUUCACAGUCGACCGCCUUCAAGGCUCUCUGUACAGAGCAGAUCCUGAAGGGAGAAAGGCUGAUCAGCUCCUGGUCGAGUUGGUCGCUGAAAGUUUCGAUCUUGAUUUCUACCAAGAGGCUUUUGAGAUGGCUGCAGAUGUUCGACUGCGGAGCUUGGCUGUUGAAGACCACGUGGAAGAAUCUACAAUCCCUGAGUUCAAGAACAUCAUCUCAUCAGAAGACGUGUCAGCGGACGAACAGAAAGAUCUCUUCACACUGAAGUUCGUCAAAGUGAACAGAGAAUCGCCAGAGUUCCAAACCAAGUAUGAGGGCAUUGCGACGAACUUGGAAGUCGCCGUCUCAACAAUCAACUUGAUAGUGACUCGACGGACACUGCUUACCCUACUAGACUUUGUUCUAGAUACAUUCACGAACCCGGGACCUCCCCAAAACCAGCAGGCUCAGAUCAAGGACAAGCAGGAAGAAGAUGAACAACUGGUUGUUGAGCAGCCGCAAGCAGAACCAGACAAGAUACGCAUUCGCGCAGAGUUGAAGCGUAUUGCAGUGGUUCUGAACAAUGACGGUAUACGACUCGCCACGCUGAGUCUGAACUCUGGAAACGUUGGCAUUUUCCUUAGUGGAAAAACUAUGCGUAUUGGUGGAAGACUUGGAAACCUGUCGCUUAUCGACGACGUCAACCAAGGCGUAUCUGAGGAGUCUUCCCUUCGCCAGCUCGUGACUAUUGAAGGCAAAAACCUAGCUGAUUUCAGCUACGAGACUUUCGACUCUGAUUUGGAGAGCUAUCCAGGAUACGACGCGGCUGUCGCACUGAAGACGGGAUCUGUCAAGAUCAACUUUCUCACAGAGCCCUUCCGCAAGAUCAUGCAAUUUGCCGUCAAAUUUGGUAAAAUGCAGGCCAUCUUCAAUGCUGCUCGCCAGGCUGCGGCAAACCAAGCGACACAGAUUCAACAACGAACGACAAGAUUCCAUUACGACAUCACCAUUAGCACGCCCAUUGUUGUUUUCCCGCGGAUGUUGGCAUCCGACAAACCAGAUCAUGAUACACUUACUGCAAACUUGGGAGAGAUCUAUGCGAAGAACAGCUUUGUCCCUCUGGACGAUUCUGAAAGUGCAAAGACUGCCAACAAGAUUUCGGCCGGCAUCAGACACAUCAAGCUUACCUCAAGACUCCAUUACGACGAGGACCGCUCUGAAGAGCUGCAGUUGAUUGACAAAGUGGAUCUCGACUUCAAGAUCACCAUGGUUGAGCAUAGUCCCGGACAACAACGACCAGAUCUCGAGAUUGAUGGGUCUAUGUCGAACAUCAAUUUGCAACUCACACCUGAACAAAUGAAGUUUGCUUUGGAGCUUUCACGAUCUAUACCUGCAGCCUUCGCCACAGAGCCCGAGGCUAUUGAAGAGGACAUCCAAGCCGAGCUGCCAAGUGAGACGACGGGUCCUGCACGUCAACUAACGGGCAAGAGUAAUGAAAAUUCAGCACCAUCCAAGGACGUGGUGACUUCACAAGGACCUGAACUACAUACCGAUCAAGACAAGUGGACGAAGCUGGACUUUGUCUUCAAAGUUGGCACUAUCGGUCUAGAGCUCAUCAAGUCUGAAGAUGGCGAACCUGUUGGUGACGUCGAAGCCGCUAGUCUUUCAAGGUUCUCUUUGAACGACACCAAUGCGAAGGUCCGCAUGAUCAGCGAUGGCGCCAUGGAAGCGGAACUUGUCAUACAAUCCUUCACUAUCCGAGACAGCCGUAUGCAGGGUGCCAACAAGUUCCGCAAGAUCAUGUCGCUCAUCAACAACGAUGUCAAGCAGCAGUUCAUGGCUAGUGUGUCCAUUGCUGGCGGCCAAGAGCGCAGUAUGAUUGCGCUUCUGACCAUUGACAGUCCGCGCAUCAUCUUGGCUCUAGACUACUUGUUUGCUCUACAGGCAUUCGCCAAUGCAGGGCUUGCCACUGAUGAGCCCUUAGCUAUUGAACAAGGAGCCGAGCAGGAAGAAACAGAUAGCGACGAGGACGAUAUCAUGUCGCCUGAUGGUUCCCGAACACUGGAAGCACCUCAACCUGCUGAAGCGCCUACCGACAAUGGCAUGAACGUGUCAUUCCGUGUGAACUUGGUGGAUGCGCAAGUUGUACUCAUUGCGAACCCAGCUAUGGCCAGCUCAGAAGCCAUUGUGCUCGGCACCAAGCAAGUGCUCAUUUCUAAACAGCAAGCAAUGACGCUACAAGUUGACAAGGUCGGUAUGUUUUUGUGUCGCAUGGACCGAUUCGAGACCAAUCGCAUGCGCAUUCUCGACGACUUCAGCAUUCAAUCAGCCUUGGACAUGCGAAACCAGGGAUCAAAGUCUUCAAUGACGAGCAUAACCGUCGACAUAGAACCUCUCGUCCUACGACUGUCACUGCGCGAUAUCCUGUUGGCCAUGCAGAUCGUGAACCGAGCAUCUGCAAUGACUGCUCCCGCAGAGAAACCCAUGGCUUCCGCAGAAGCCCAAAAACUCAAGGCAACCAUACCAUCCAAAAAUGCUACGUCUCAUGCAACUAAAGCAUCAACUCACAAGGGCCAAGCAAAAUCUGUUGCGACUAGCAAGAGAUCUGUGCAGCAGACGGCCCAUCAAAAAGCACCUGCUUCAGCUGUCAUCAAAAGAGAAGAGUUGCAUGUCAGUUUUGAAGGCAUACGUGUUGUCCUCAUCGGUGACGUACAUGAGAUGCCUAUGCUAGAUUGGCGCGUGAAGAAGUUUGUAGUCGAUGUACGAGACUGGACGGGUGCAAUGGUCGCUGAUACAUCUGUCGACACACUGGUUAACGUGUACAAUUUCUCCAAGUCGGCAUGGGAGCCGUUAAUCGAACCUUGGAGUGUCGGGUUCCAUAUGUCCAAGGACCAGGACCCAGAAAAGUUAACCGUAGACCUCUAUUCUCGCAAAUCGAUGGAACUCACAGUAACAGCCGCUACGAUUGCGCUGGGAUCCAAGUCCUUCGACUUUCUCACUAGCGAAGACGACAUUCUAUCUAAACCCCGAGGCAAUGAUGCGCCGUACCGCGUGCGCAAUUACACAGGUUUUUGCAUUAAUAUUUGGGCUGAGGGCAAAGAAGAUGAGGGCUUCGCUGAUAAGCUCGAAGAUGGAGAAGAGAAGCCGUGGCGAUUCGAAGAUCCCAUGUCGGCAAGAGAAACGCUUUCUACCGAAAGCGCCACUGGGAUGCUUGGAAUCAAACUGCAAGGCAGUGGCUUUGACUCUCUUUCUCGCGUACAGGUGCAUCGUGAGGGAGAAUUUCUAUACAACCUGAAGCCGAAGCAGGAUCGCAUUCAGCAUCGCCUGCUGAUCGAUGUGAAGCUUGGAUCGGAUAACGUCAAGAACAUUACUAUCCGCUCCCCGUUAUUGGUGGAGAACAACACUCAGAUCCCAAUUGAACUUGGAAUGUUCAGUCCUGACGACGGCCAUCUUCUUAAGAUCGAUAAGAUUCCUCCUGGAGAUGCUAGGCCAGCUCCUGUUGGCGCUUGCCACAUGCAUUCCAUGAUUGUUCGCCCAGACCAGGGCUUCGGAUAUGCCUGGUCCAAUGAGCGCCUAUUUUGGAAAGACCUUCUCAAGCGCCCUACUCGGACAAUCACAUGCCGUGGAGAGCAGGAUGACCAAGCGCCACCAUUCUUCUUCCAGUUGCAUGCAGCCUAUGACAAGAAGGAUCCUUUGACUGGCGUCUACCCAUACAUGAGGCUUCGCCUCCAGGCACCAGUCGAAGUCCACAACCUUCUUCCGUAUGACUUCAAGUACAGGAUUUAUGACAGCAACACAAAGAAGGAUUGGACGAACUUCCUCAGAAAGGGCGGAAUCAGCCCAGUCCACGUAGUGGAGCUCUCCCAUCUGCUGCUGAUCAGUGUUGAAAUGCAGGAUGGGCCCUUCAAACCCAGCAAGUUUGGUAUCAUCAACUCCACCGACCGGGAAAGCUUCAGAAGAGAAAAAGUCCUUGAAGUGAGGGACAAAAAUGACACAGUUCUACACCUCAAUAUGCAUUUCUUCAACUUCCCUGACGGUGGUGGUGCUUUCAAGGUAGCCAUCUACAGUCCAUACAUCAUACUCAACCGCACCGGACUGCAGCUGGAUGUUCGAGCACAGCAAUCCAUGGCCUCAGGCAGAGCCGCUGCCGGGCAAGGCGUUGUCACGGAUAAUCAAGAAGAUACUGGCAAAGCCUUACCCUUCAUGUUCUCUUACCCAACCGAGAACAAGAAGAAUCGUGCUCUGAUCAGGGUUGGCGAUUCCAACUGGAGCAAGCCUCAGAGUUUCGACGCAAUUGGUAGCACAUACACUGUGGCUUUGCAGUCUGUCAAAGCGCGUUCCGACAUGCACCUAGGUGUAUCCGUCUCAGAAGGCGAGGGCAAGUAUAACUUGACCAAGACCGUCUCCAUCGCGCCACGCUUCAUCAUCAACAAUAAAAUGAAGGAAGAACUGCUUAUCCGUGAACCUGGCCAAUCUGACUGGAUGACGGUAAAGGACGGCGAGCUUUUCCCGCUUCGAUGGCUGCGACAAGGCGGCGCACCCCAGCUGUCGCUCUGUUAUCCCGGCGUUAACAACCAAUGGUCAUCACCCUUCAAUAUCUCCAAUGUUGGCAACGUACAUGUCAAGCUUUCCAAGGCUGGCCAGCGCCAAAAGCUCGUCCGUGUAGACAUUCUCAUGGAAGCAGCAACCAUAUUCUGUCACAUCAGUGUUGAGAACAAGCACUGGCCAUUCUCUUUCAAGAACAUGAGCGAUCAAGAGUUCUUGUACUGGCAAGUGAAUCCAAACCUAGAUGAGGAUGAAGAUGACCGCGGCUCUGGCUUCCGGCCGAUCAGGUACCGUCUGCCUCCUCGGAGCAUCAUGCCAUAUGCAUGGGAUUUCCCAGCAGCGAGGAACAAGGAAAUUGUGAUUAGUGCCAAUGGUCGAGAGCGACAUGUCAAACUUGCCGAGAUUGGGCCGCUCAUUCCAUUCAAGAUUCCGCCUGGCCAAGAGGGUGGAGGCAUGAAGGUUAUUGAUCUCAACGUCGUUGCUGCAGGUCCUACGCAGACUCUGGAAAUAGCAAAUUACAGGCCCUCGAAGAGUAUGUAUAAGCAAAAGUCUGCAGGGUCAUCAUCAACAACGACCGGGUUCGAAGUCAAGGAUAUGGAUACGGAUGUCACCUUUAAAGCACAGCUACGGCUUGCUGGCAUUGGCAUUUCGCUCGUCAAUCGUCACCUAAAGGAGCUAGUCUACGUUACGCUCCGUGAUAUUGAGCUGAAGUACUCGGACUCACCACUAUACCAGAUGGUCAAUAUGCAGGUCAAGUGGAUUCAGGUCGACAACCAGCUUUACGGCGGUAUCUUCCCCAUCAUCUUCUAUCCUAGUGUUGUUCCAAAGACCGGAAAGGAGAUGGAGGCACAUCCUAUCUUCCAGACCACAAUCACAAAAGUCAAGGAUGACUCGUAUGGCGUCUUGUACAUCAAGUACUUCACAUUCUUGCUUCAACAGAUGACUGUCGAAAUCGAUGAAGACUUCAUCUUUGCCAUGAUCGACUUCGCGAAUAUACCUGGCGCGUCUUGGACUGAAGAGAAGCAAGGCAAGCUGUGGGAUGAAAACCUCAGUAUUCCUGAACCAAAGCAAGAACAGUCUGGUCAAGAUGUCUACUUUGAGCUCCUACAUCUUCAGCCUAUGCAAAUCGAUCUUUCGUUUGUCCGAACGGAGCGUAUCAAUGCAGAAGAUACCAUGACUACUUCCAAUCCGUUCAUGUUCGCAGUCAACGUUCUUACCAUGUCGAUUGGCAAUGUCAACGAUGCGCCGGUACGAUACAACUCGUUGAUGCUUGAGAACGCUCGUAUCUCGACAACCGCAUUGAUCAAUAAUAUCAAGAACCACUAUGUCCAAGAGUCACUGCGACAAGUCCACGUGAUUAUUGGAUCUGCCGAUUUCCUUGGCAACCCGGUCGGUCUCUUCAACAACAUCAGCUCUGGCGUUGCGGAUAUCUUCUACGAGCCUUACCAGGGUCUGGUCAAAUCUGAUCGUCCUGAGGAUCUUGGUAUCGGUAUCGCAAAGGGCGCAUCGAGUUUUGUCAAGAAAUCGGUGUUUGGCUUUUCAGACAGCAUGGCCAAAUUUACUGGCAGCAUGUCAAAGGGUCUCUCUGCGGCAACUCUCGACAAGGAGUUCCAGGAUUCGCGUCGCAUGUCCCGCUCCCGCAACCGGCCCAAGCAUGCCCUUUACGGUAUUACGUCCGGUGGCAAUGCUUUUGCCAGCAGUUUAGCCAGUGGGCUCGGUGGCCUUGCUCGCCACCCCAUCCAAGGGGCAGAAAAGGAGGGUGCUCUUGGUUUCGUCAAAGGUGUCGGAAAGGGGCUGCUCGGUGUGCCUACCAAGGCUGCGAUUGGAGCUUUUGAUCUUGCGUCCAACAUGGCUGAAGGUGUGCGCAAUACAACCACAGUGUUUGACCAAGAGGGCCUCGACCGUGUGCGCCUGACGCGUUUCAUUGGCACGGAUGGCAUUGUGCGACCGUACUCUCAGCGUGAAGCGCUUGGACAGUUUUGGUUGAAGACGCUUGACAACGGCAAAUACUUCAACGAGGACUACAUUGCGCAUCUCGAGCUGCAAAACAAGGAGAUGCUCGUUAUGCUCACCUACAAUGGUCUCAUGAUGGUGCGCACGAAGAAGCUGCAAACCGAGUGGGAUGUGCCACUCAAGGAUGUACAGACGAUCAGUAAGGAGAGGACAGGAUUGGCCAUCACGCUCAAAGGAGGUACAAAUGGCCCAUUCAUUCCUGUCAGUGACGAGGGAAGCAGGAACUGGUUCUACCGCCAAGUUGCUGUGGGGGUCAACGCGUACAAUGACCGAUGGAAUGCGAAGGGUUAA
Molecule: messenger RNA, 9531 nt
Organism: Bipolaris maydis ATCC 48331
Lineage: Eukaryota; Fungi; Ascomycota; Dothideomycetes; Pleosporales; Pleosporaceae
Biological process (GO): late endosome to vacuole transport; protein targeting to vacuole; mitochondrion organization
Cellular component (GO): extrinsic component of membrane
Source: RefSeq, a predicted model, not a curated record